UGAUUGAAGAAUGCUGGAAACCAAAUUGACAUAUUUGUUAACUAAAUGUGAAACAUCGAACCAGGCAAGGCAAAUCCACGCACAGAUCUUCACUAACGGUCUUACCCACCUCGAGCCCGUCUUGCUACAUCAAAUCCUUCUCUCUGCACGCAACUCCUCACACAUCAUCGGUCAAUACGUCCAACAAAUCCUCAAGCGAUUGCGAGACCCUGAUGUCUUCUCAUGGUCCUUCACCAUUCGAUACUUCACCCAGCACGGCAGAUUUAAAGACGCCAUUGCUCUCUAUGCCCAAAUGCAGAGAUUGGGGCCAAGCCCCACUACCUUUGCUGUUUCAUCAGGCCUCAAAGCAUGUGCUCGAAUUGCAGACAGUAAGAACGGGAAAGCAAUCCAUUCGCAGGUUCACAAGUAUGGAUAUAGUGGAGAUGUUUAUGUGCAGACCGCUCUUGUCGAUUUGUAUUCAAAAUUGGGUGAUAUGGAGACUGCACAGAGAGUGUUCGAUGAGAUGUCUGACAGGAAUGUCGUUUCGUGGAAUUCAAUUCUGUCUGGGUAUUUGAAAGCAGGGGAUUCGGAUAUGUCCCAGAAGGUUUUCAAGGAAAUUCCAAUGAAAGAUGUGGUCUCCUGGAACUCAAUGAUAUCUGGGUAUGCAAAAGCUGGGGAUAUGGAGAGUGCAAAUUUUUUGUUCCAGCAGAUGCCUGAGAGAAAUGCUGCCUCUUGGAAUGCAAUGAUUAGUGGGUAUGUUGAUUGCGGGAACAUAGAAACAGCUCGGAGAUUUUUUGAUGAGAUUCCAUGUAGAAGCAACGUAUCUUGGAUUACUAUGAUAUCCGGGUACUCAAAGAGUGGCUAUGUUGACUCUGCUCAAGAGCUCUUUGAUCAAAUGGAUCAAAAAGAUCUGCUCUCAUGGAAUGCCAUGAUUUCUUGCUAUGCUCAAAACAAUCGGCCGAAGGAAGCUCUCCGAUUAUUCAAUAAGAUGCAAGAACCCAAUGUCGGUGUACAACCUGAUAAGAUGACUUUGGCCAGUGUUAUAUCUGCAUGUUCUCAAUUGGGGGAUUUGAGAUAUGGACCGUGGAUUGAGGCAUUCAUAAAGAAACUUGGAAUUGAGUUUGAUGAUCAUUUGGUUACAGCUCUAAUUGACCUGUAUGCAAAAUGUGGUAGCAUAGAUAAAGCACAUGAGCUCUUUUGUGGCUUGCGAAAUAGGGAUUUGGUUGCUUAUAGUGCAAUGGUUUUAGGCUAUGGCAUCAAUGGAAAAGCUUUAGAUGCGAUUCGGUUAUUUGAAGAGAUGAGAAAUGCUAAGAUCUGUCCCAACUCAGUAACAUUCACUGGAAUUUUAACUGCCUAUAAUCAUGCUGGUUUGGUUGAAGAAGGUUGCCGAUGCUUCACUUCCAUGAUGGAAGAGUAUGGAUUUCUGCCCUCGGCUGAUCACUAUGGAGUCAUGGUUGAUCUUCUUGGACGGGCUGGAUGGUUGGAAGAGGCCUAUAAACUAAUAAACAGUAUGCCCAUGCAGCCUCAUGCUGGGGUUUGGGGGGCAUUGCUUCUUGCUUGCCGGUUACAUUCCAAUGUUGAACUUGGGGAGAUUGCAGCCCAACAUUGCUUUGAGUUGGAGCCUGAUACAAGUGGAUACUAUUCUCUUUUAGCAAAUCUAUAUGCUUCUGUUGGUAGGUGGGAUGAUGCCAAGAGAUUAAGAAAGGUGAUGGAGGAGAAAGGAAUGACCAAAAUUCCUGGAUGUAGCUGGAUGGACUCAACUUAGAUUCCUUCUCUUUCGAUAUUAAAUCUAUGAUUUCUUACUUGAA
Messenger RNA from Telopea speciosissima, 1787 nucleotides. Its product is annotated as pentatricopeptide repeat-containing protein At4g22760. Gene Ontology annotation, biological process: RNA modification. The coding region runs from base 11 to 1744 and encodes 577 amino acids. The record is from RefSeq and is a predicted model, not a curated record. NCBI's taxonomy places the organism in Eukaryota, Viridiplantae, Streptophyta, Magnoliopsida, Proteales, Proteaceae. The transcript has a single exon. Gene Ontology annotation, molecular function: protein binding; RNA binding.